Messenger RNA from Penicillium odoratum, 615 nucleotides. RefSeq lists its product as uncharacterized. The transcript is spliced from 4 exons. NCBI's taxonomy places the organism in Eukaryota, Fungi, Ascomycota, Eurotiomycetes, Eurotiales, Aspergillaceae. The record is from RefSeq and is a predicted model, not a curated record. The coding region runs from base 1 to 615 and encodes 204 amino acids.
AUGGCCACAUUAUCGCGCGCAACUCGAAUUCGGAACCCCGCACUAUUUAUAUGUGACAUCCAAGAGAAAUUCCGCACGAAGAUCUACGAGUUCUCCAAAUUAGUCUCAACAACCAACAAACUAGUCCGCGCAGCGAAUACCCUCAACUUCCCAAUCUAUAUAACUACUCAAUCGCGCACUAAACUUGGAGAAACCGUCAGCGAGCUAUCCACCCACCUCCAAGGCCCCAAUGUCAAAGCCGAUGUCGAUAAAACGCGCUUCUCGAUGAUAACCCCCGAAUUAAGCGCCAAGUUACCUGUUGAGCCGACUGAGAUGGAUGCUAUCAUUGUGGGUAUUGAGACGCAUAUUUGUGUUACGCAGACGACGCUUGAUCUGCUGGCGCGCGGAUAUAGGGUUUAUGUGGUUGUUGAUGGGGUUAGUAGUGUUAAUCCUGGGGAGAGGAAGAUUGCACUUGAGAGGUUGAGGGAUGCGGGAGCUAUUGUGACUAGUAGUGAGAGUUUGCUUUUUGAGAUUCUGGGAGAUGCGAAUCAUGAGGCUUUUCGGGCUGUUAGUGGGUUGGUUAAGGAGACGAUGGAGGAGACAAAGGGGGCUUUGGAGGUUUUUGCAAAAAUUUAG